AUGAACAUAACAGCAAACGGAUCAAGUUCCUGGAGCUGCUAUAGUCUGAUAAAUCCGGUAGUAGAAAAACUUGUACAAACAGUUGCCUCUGGUUUGAUACUUGUUGUUUCGCUGGUUGGAAAUUCUCUCAUCGUAAUAAUUGUUUUCAAAACACCAACUUUAAGAAAACCGAUGAAUUUUAUGAUUGUAAACAUGGCCAUAUCGGACCUGUUGUUUCCAAUUAUCCUGUUUCCUCUGAACCUGGUGGAGAUGCAAGCUAACUUUUGGCUUAUUGGUGAUUCCCUUCAUCAGAUCUUGUGCAAGAUAAGCUCUUUUCUUUUAAUCGUUUCUGCGACAGUGUCGAUUCAGAGCCUGAUUCUGAUAACAGUGUAUCGAUUUGGAGCUGUUGUGAUGCCAAUCCGCGGCUCUCCACUCAUCAGUAAAAGUUAUGGUCCAUUCUUCAUCAUCGCCACAUGGAUCGUCGCAAUAGCCGCAAACUCGGCCUAUUUGUUUUCUUUCAAAGUUGUUAUGAAUGAACACCCAGGGGGAAAGGUAAUGUGCACGAUACAAAAAUCAUCAGCGAAUAACUACCUCCUAUCAAAUUUCAUUGCAUUUUUUUACAUUCCCUUUGUUUUGUUGACCAUACUUUACGCUAUCAUCUUGAUCAAGCUUAAGCAACACGCCCAUCCGGGUGAACCGUCAGCAAACGCAGAGAAACAGCGGUCAAGAAAAAACCGAAACGUGCUUAAGAUGGCCAUUGUUAUCGUUUUUGCGUUUUUUCUUUGCUGGAUUCCCUUCAUUACUAACCAAACAAUAUUACAUUUUGCACCGAACAGUUCCAUUUGGUACUCUUGCAAUUUUUUGCUAUACGAUAACUUUACCUACUUCAUGGCCGUCACAAACUGCGCCAUCAACCCGAUGAUCUGCCUCAUUUUCAGCAGUAAUUAUCGCCAAGGUCUUAAGAGACUUUUUAGUUGCUGUGCUGCAGUGCAAGAGUAGCUUUCGACAACUGAUACCGAUUCGAAGAGAUUCGUGAAAGGCGAUAAAAAAUUGAGAACUAUAAAACUGGGCCCAGUUUUCGAAGGCCGGAGAGCGCAAACCUGGGGUAAAAUUUUAAUCAGAGAUUUUCUUUUGUUCAAAAUUAUUUUGUCGGAUAAUUUUCUCCAUUCUUUUUAGAGCAUCCAGUUAUGAAAUUUAGACAAAAACAAAAACAAGCACAAAAAAAGUUGAAUUUGAUUUUUUUUAAUCUCUUCUAUCUAAAUUCAAAUUUCGCAAUAACCCUGGAUUAUUAUCCCCGGUGUUAACAACCCGGCCCUGAAUAACAACGAGCUUCCUAAAUGCAAAGAAGUAGCGAUGACGUCACUAAUAACAAGCUACUAGGCGUGGUAGUAUAGUCGUUACAAUGUAGUUCAAUGAUGCCGUUUAAAUCCUUGCUCGCAACAUGUAUUUUUUCUUGCUGUUUUGAUUUAUUAAAACUACUGCUACCCGCUUGACCAAUUCGCUUAUUAAGGUGGGCCUCCACAUCUGUUUCCGUGUCGGUGCGCAGGAACCGUGAAGGUAGCAGAACAGGGUUACCAUGGCGUCACACCCCUGCACGACACCAAACCUGAGGAAUGUCACUGCUCUUCUCUUAGCAUUUCAUGUAAGAAACCUUGAAGCCACACACAAAAGAUCAAGAAGAAAAAGAAUCAGACAGAAAUAGACGGUUCGCAGUUCCCUAUUUUCUCGUAAGAUCGUCAAGAUCGAGCAUUUACCGGUACGGACGGCCAUCUUGGUUUUAUAUGUACUCAAGGGGCGGGCGUCAGGGUUUAAAGCGGUAGUGGGGGAGGGAGGGGGGGUUUGGUGAGGCGAGGAAAAUAGAGACACUUGCAAAAUACCGUACUUUGCGUAUGCGCAGUUUGUUCGGAGUUCACCAUGCUUCUUAUGCUUGUUGCGUUUUACCCGUUGAAAUUCGCCUUCUAAAGACGUGAAAAGAAGAAGAAAAAAGAAGAAAGAAACUGGUAAGGAGCAUAUCAUUGAGAAAGUACAACAUUCAGAGUGGGCAUCACCAACAGCUCCUAUUGUUAAAGCAAAUGGGGACCUGAGGAUUUGCGGGGGAAACUCUGUUACCAUCAACACGUUUCAGCCCUAGAACAAUACUCUGUACCAGCCUCUGGAUUCACGCGUCAUUGUCCCAGAGUAAUCAAGGGGCAUUUUACUAGCCGACCUACAUACAGAAAACCUUGGAAUGGUUAAAAUGAAGCAGUUAACGUGAGGAUACUUUUGGUGGCCAGGACUUUAUAAGCAAACUUUAUAAACACUUUAAUUCUUGUCAAGAGUCUGCUAGUCCCAGCCUCAGUCUCUCCUGCCUCGUGGUCGUGGCCAGGGGGACCCUGGGAUCGUUUUCACGUAGACUUUGCAGGACCUAACCGAGGCAAAAUGUUCUUAGUUGUCAUAGAUGCUUAUUCGAAAUUUUUGGAAGUAAGUAGUGUCAAUUGCUGCCUUAAGACAUUUUGAGUUAUUUUGGUUUAUCCAGCAUCUUGUAACUGAUAACGGGAGCCAUCUAACAAACGAUGAAUUCCAGCAAUUUCUUAAAGAGAAUGACAUUUUUUAUCAUGACUCUCACUGCUCCUGGGCAUCCUGCGACCAAUGGGUUAGCGGAACGCAACGUGGGAUAAUUCAAGGAUAAAUUAGGCGGAAAUACGCCGGGAAAGACUUUGUAAAAAAUAUUGGACAGGUUUCUGUUGAUGCAAAUGAGCUACACCAACAGCUUUAGGGAAGUCACCCUCCGAAUUACUUAUUAACAGAGAGCCUACUCAUAAAUAACAUUUUUCCCUCUUAGGUUGGUUGCUUAGUGGAUAAAUUCGCAGACUGGGAGACCUUUCACCUGUUUAAAACUAAUCUUCCGUUCAAAUAUGAGUGUUUUAUCUGACCACAACAACUUGUUCUAGUUAGCUAAAAGGAAGAUGGAAAGAUAAAAAGAUUGAAAGCUAAUGGCCUUUAAUAGGUUUAAUGACAGGGACACACCGACAUUGAAAGAGAAACAAAGUCAGAGUUGGCAAAAAAAGACAGAGAACCCAUUCACCGAAAAAGUGCUCUUGUAAUUUAAUAUAUUAUAGAAAGAAAAGCCGCGCCCCAUUAAUGAACUCUGAUGCCAUAGCUAGAUUAAAUCCUUUUUCUUCCUAACUAGCCAGCGUUUGAUUUCAGAAUCUAGGAAACGUUUCGCGUAACAUUUCGUUUGUUUGUUUGUUUGCUUUUUUUAUUCUAAUACCCCUCCCCCCCCAAAAAGAGACAAAUAAUGACUUGUUUGUUUGUAUUUUAAAGUUGUUUUGUUUAGUUUCAUUUUUUUACCUCUUGGUUUUAAAAAAGCCCUUAGUGUGGGACGACUAGAAUUAUUUUGGGCAAAUCGCCUUGACAGUGAUCUCAAAAGUGUUAAUUACAUCGUCAAAGAUAAAACUGACCAACGGUACAUUAGUUUUUAUUUAUUGUGAUAUCUCAUUUAGAAUGUAGUACAGGGAAAUCAUCUUUUCUUAUUCAUGUGUUUUUAAAAAAAUGUCGAUUUUCGGUGGGGAGCACAGUUUGGAGAAUAUUUGCAAAUGAAGAGGUAAUUACUGAGUUGUGGGAAAAAAAGACGAUUGUUUGCUGAUUACAGCAAGUCCAUUUGGAGGCGCCGGGGGAUACUGAUUUGACAUAACACAGUUUGCGCUAAUCAAACAAAUACGCUAAAACAGCCUAAAAAGUCGCUUAUUAAGGUGGGCCUUUUAAAAAAAGACUGCAGCAUCAGUUCCGGUCUUUAAUCGUAAUCUUAGUUUCGAAAUUACGAAAUAACAUGCCACAAAACUUUCAAUAGCCUAAUUAUGAUCAGCUUUCGUAUGAAAAGAAAGAAAAAUGUUUAGUAAUUUAGAAAUAUUCUCAAUUAAACAGUGCAUCUAAUGAAAAACAGGGGCUAAGCAAAUAACCAGCUGCUUGGUAGUGUGGGAUAAAAAAUAGUAGCAUGAAGUUUUACAGACUUCACCCUGCAGAUCCUAUAGUUUACGGAAACAAGAGAGUAGCUGGGGAAAAUUUACGUGUUGUCAGACGGGAGGACGGGAGGCCUGGAAAUUACUAGUAUGAGAAGAGACGUGCUCGCUGAUCGUCGUGGGAAGCGGUAAAAUUAAAAUGCAUAUUAAGCUAUAUUGACUUCUGAAUGCGUCAAUAAAAUGAAAGUUUUAAGGGGAAAAAAAAAGUAAAAAAACUGCUCCAUCCCCUAUAUUAAACGGCUGCAAAUGAUAAUUUUCCUCAGUCUUUUAAAUGGCUAUGCUAGCUGUUGACAUAGCAGAAAAUAUAUACUAGUUGUUAUAGUGACGUUAUUUCUAAAACUGUCGACUAAUUGCACAUCUCCUUUUUACCAUACUUAACUCGCCUCGUAUAGAAACUGAGAUAACAUAAAUAUUCAGUCCCUUUUUAAUUUAUAUUUAUUUAUUUUUAUAAAAGGUUGGCGUGAUACCUUAUCGAUUUUUUUUACUACCGAUCAAAUUACGAAAUAUAGGUGUAGACAAGGGUGGAAACAUUUUCUCCCUUAUGUGAAUUGAAAAGAAAAUAUGGCGAUUUUCAGUCGGGAGCACAGUUUGCGUAGGGAUAUUUGCAAAUGCGGGUUACAGGAGUUAAUUAUUGAGUUGUGGUAGAAAAUCGUUUUUGAUUAUUUUUUUUAUUAACCUCUCUUGAAUCUACGCUAAAUUGGCAAAAAAAAAAAAAAAUAAAUAAAUAAAAUACUCAGAAAUGUCCCGUGUGUUACAUUCAUUGUUUGUGGCUAAAAGAGGCAUCCAUAAAUGACAAGGAGUCAAUUUAAUAAAACUUCUACACGUGUAAUUUACAAGUGUAGCUAUUGUUCUCAGUCUCGAUGGCUACACUUGUUAAUCACACGUGUCAAGUGUGGAAGACGUAAAAUAAAAAUGCUUGUUAAGCUAUAUUGACUUCUGCUUCCGUCAUUGCAUUUGAGAAUUGAAAAACCGAUGCAUCCCUUUUAUUAAACGUUUGCUAAAUAAAUUAAUUUAUCUGAGCCUUUUUAAUGAAAAUUCAAGCCAUAGCAGAAAUUAAAACAUAGUAGGUUAAUUUCUUAAACUGUUGACUGUGUGGUGCGAAUUUCCUUUCUACGAUUUAACUUGCACGACAUUGAUAUUGAAAGCAAAUUAAAUAGCCAAUACGGAAAGACGGUUUUUUUUAUAAAGCAUGGGUUAGUAAAAGCAUUUUAAGAAUUAAAGAUAUCUUCAAUGCUCACGAUCGAUAA
Molecule: messenger RNA, 5224 nt
Organism: Porites lobata
Lineage: Eukaryota; Metazoa; Cnidaria; Anthozoa; Scleractinia; Poritidae
Source: the annotation of a GenBank genome assembly